Molecule: messenger RNA, 495 nt
Organism: Saccharomyces paradoxus
Lineage: Eukaryota; Fungi; Ascomycota; Saccharomycetes; Saccharomycetales; Saccharomycetaceae
Exons: 1
Coding region: 1-495 (164 amino acids)
Source: RefSeq, a predicted model, not a curated record
AUGUUAGCUUUAAGAAAAACAAUGCGCCAUCAAAAUGUCUCCUGCAACGAACCGGGGCACUGCUUCGGCAGAGUCAAGAAAGCAAGAUCGACACUGAUAGUGAUAAACAGCAACACAAUGGAGCGAUUACCACUCACUCGGAACGGAUCCGGACAACAGCCAAAUAAACUCCGGGAUCCCGAAAAGGGCCGUACACAAACCCAAGCCGAGCGAAAAACAAGAAAAAUAAAACAGGGAAAAAAGGAGCGCAAGAGAAAACGCACAGGAGCAGGGGCAACAGCAGAAAGGGGAACCAUUUUGGUUUUUCCGUUUUCUUAUUUUUAUUUUUUGUUGAGUCAUGGGCACGUCACCGCACAGCAGCGCCGCGGGCCUGAACCGCUGCGCGUCUAUCAUCGUGAAACAUCGCUACUUCUGUCGCCGCGCCGACGCUGGUCCAGACCACAAAGAGAUGCACGAUCAGAAGCACUGUACCCUGCAGAGUUAGAGAUAGUGUAA